Molecule: messenger RNA, 1266 nt
Organism: Chrysoperla carnea
Lineage: Eukaryota; Metazoa; Arthropoda; Insecta; Neuroptera; Chrysopidae
Gene: hzg
Product: carboxy-terminal domain RNA polymerase II polypeptide A small phosphatase 1
Exons: 3
Coding region: 149-1087 (312 amino acids)
Molecular function (GO): RNA polymerase II CTD heptapeptide repeat phosphatase activity
Source: RefSeq, a predicted model, not a curated record
UGAAAUAGCAUCUGCCAUUUUGUAUUGUAUGGCAAAGACACAUUCUAGUGAAAAAAGUGUAUAAAUAACAUUAUUUUUAUGGUGUAUCGGUGGUUAAUUUUAGUUUUGAACACAAUAAUCAUUUGGCCGGAAAGAAGCAAAUGUUUAAAUGGACGCAUCGUCCAUUAUCACACAAGUAAAUCGCGAUGACGAUCAAUUAAAUACCUUUCCAUCUGAGAAAGGCCCACUAGGGCGAAACGAAAAUGUUAACACAAAUGGAGGAGGUACAAAUCAUAAAAAACCUGGACGAGGUUUAUUACGAUCACUGUUGUGCUGUUGGAGCGGGCAACGUGGUCAACAGAAUUCAGGAGGUGGAAGUGGUAAAGGAUCUGGAGCAUGUGGAAAUGGAUCAAGUGUGGAUGGGCGAGCAAGUCCUGCAUUAUGUCCGGGAUCACCUAGAUACCUGUUACCCGCCGUACGACAUCAAGAUAUGCAUAAGAAAUGUUUGGUUAUUGAUUUAGAUGAAACUUUAGUUCAUAGUUCGUUUAAGCCGGUGAACAAUGCAGAUUUUGUAGUACCAGUUGAAAUUGAUGAACAAAUCCAUCAAGUGUAUGUAUUAAAACGACCAUAUGUUGAUGAAUUUUUACAACGUAUGGGUGAACUAUACGAAUGUGUAUUAUUUACUGCAUCAUUAGCAAAAUAUGCAGAUCCAGUUGCUGAUUUAUUAGAUCGUUGGGGUGUAUUUCGUGCACGAUUAUUUCGUGAAAGUUGUGUAUUCCAUCGUGGUAAUUAUGUAAAGGAUUUAAAUAAAUUAGGACGUGAUUUACAACAAAUAAUCAUUGUUGAUAAUUCACCAGCAAGUUAUAUAUUCCAUCCAGAUAACGCUGUGCCCGUGGCAUCAUGGUUUGAUGAUAUGACAGACUCUGAAUUAUUGGAUUUAAUACCAUUCUUUGAAAAACUUAGUAAAGUUGAUAAUGUUUAUACAGUACUAUGUAAUUCAAAUCAUCCAUAUAAUAGUAUACCACCACCUCAGCAACCCUCAAAUAAUUCAAUCACAUCCUCUACAAUUCAACAAUCGUCGCAACAAUCAUCUACAGCGGUCUCAUAGCUAUGAAUUUCAUUUUGAAUCGAUCCACGAAUCGUAUAGGUUUUUUAAAACUCAAUUCGUUUCUUUAUUUCUGUUUUCAAAUUAUUUUUGUUUUUCAUUAUAGUCUGUCUCAGGAGAAAAUAGAGUUACAGCAAAUUAUUCUUUUUAAUUUUUGCAAACAAUGCAAAGAAAAUUGUAUU